AUGUUUGGCUUAUUUGGAUGCUCUAGAUUUUUCUUGUCCCCUGUGCAAAAGAAACGAAGAAGCAAUGUGGUGCCUAGAACUCAAGGAAACAAAAGUUUUCAGGGUGACAGUCCAAAUUGGGUCCUCAUUGCAGGAGGUGCCUUGUUAAGUACUUUUUCAGUUAGCCUGGGUUACAAGCUGAAGCAAUUGCUUGACACAAAGCAACCAGACCAUACUAGCAAUGAUUUGAAAGGUCUUGGUGUGGAAAAUAUGUCAGCAGACAGAAGUCAGGGAACCACCGUUCGCAUUCAAAUGUGUACUGUUUUACCCAAGAUGAGGGUGGCUGCUUCAAUUGCCUUUCAGGUAGUGGAGGAGAAAAUGGGAAAGAAGUGA
Molecule: messenger RNA, 372 nt
Organism: Ilex paraguariensis (yerba mate)
Lineage: Eukaryota; Viridiplantae; Streptophyta; Magnoliopsida; Aquifoliales; Aquifoliaceae
Source: the annotation of a GenBank genome assembly